Gymnodraco acuticeps is the source of this 3775-nucleotide messenger RNA. It is a transcript of the gene xylt2, whose product is annotated as xylosyltransferase II. The coding region runs from base 6 to 2675 and encodes 889 amino acids. Gene Ontology annotation, cellular component: membrane. The record is from RefSeq and is a predicted model, not a curated record. NCBI's taxonomy places the organism in Eukaryota, Metazoa, Chordata, Actinopteri, Perciformes, Bathydraconidae. Gene Ontology annotation, molecular function: protein xylosyltransferase activity. The transcript has 11 exons. Gene Ontology annotation, biological process: chondroitin sulfate proteoglycan biosynthetic process; heparan sulfate proteoglycan biosynthetic process.
UCAGAAUGUGCCGUGCACGCGCUCCCCGUCCAACGGGAGUUGAAAAAAUGGUGGCCAGCGCUCGAGUUCAGAAGCUGCUCCGACGAUACAAACUAGCGAUAGCCGCCGCGUUAACUAUCCUCCUGGUCCAGGGGCUUGUGGUAUGGAGUCUGAGAAGUCUGGAAGAGGGCGAGGCAGAGAAAAAUACACGGCGGUCUAAGCUGCCUGACCACAACAGCCAGGACCCCAAGAGAGACCCGGCUCUUUGGGUGAAGCAGAACUCUUUGUCGGGGCGGGGCCGAUGGAGCGGCCGGUCGGAGAGGACGGGGGGCACGGCCGCCAGCGCACUGAGGAGGGGAACCAACCGCAGAGGAGAGAAGCCCAGCGUCAGGGUGAAGGCUCAUCAGAACCGGGGGGUAACGGGACCCGGGCUAGAACACGCAGUCCAUGACCCGUCCAGCAGCCGUAACUUCAGCGAGACCAGAGGAGGCGCAGACGGGGUGGCGAAGGUUCCGGCCGCCGCCAUGCUCGGGGAGCCGGGCAGCGUGGACGGGGCGCACCAGCCCAGCAGCGACUUUGUGCCCAAAUGUCACAUCACGGGCAAGGACGCGCUGUCCGCCCUGCAUCGCGCCGGGUCGCAGCAGUGCCGGCAGGAGAUCGCCAACAUCGUGUGUCAGCAUCAUGCCGGGGAGCUCAUGCCAGGCGCACUCCCUCAGUUCUGCCCUCAGCUCGGUAUAUCUAAUCCGGUGCAGUCCGUUGGCGAGCUGGACAACAGCCUGCUCAAAGUGGAGAACCCGGUCAGAGUGGCGUUCGUUCUGAUGGUCCACGGCCGCGCUGUGCGGCAGCUCAAGCGCCUCAUCAAAGCCAUAUAUCACCAAGACCACUUCUACUACAUCCAUGUGGACAAGCGCUCGGGCUACCUGCAUCGGGAGGUGCUGCAGAUCGCCCAGCAGUACCCCAACAUCCGCACCACGCCCUGGAGGAUGGUCACCAUCUGGGGAGGGGCCAGCCUCCUGAAGGCCUACCUGCGCAGCAUGCAGGACCUGCUCAACAUGCUGGACUGGAAGUGGGACUUCUUCAUCAAUCUGAGCGCUACUGAUUUCCCCACCAGGACGAAUGAUGAGCUGGUGUCGUUCCUCUCGCAGCAAAGAGACAAGAACUUCCUCAAGUCCCACGGGAGAGAAAACGCCCGGUUUAUUAAGAAGCAGGGCCUGAACCGCCUCUUCCAUGAGUGUGACAACCACAUGUGGCGUCUGGGCGAGCGCAGCAUCCCAGAAGGCCUGAAGGUCUCCGGCGGAUCUGAUUGGUUCGCGCUCACCCGCCGCUUCGUGGAGUACGUCAUCAACUCCCAGGAUGCCUUGGUGUCAGGGCUGAAGCAGUUCUAUACCUACGCUCUGCUUCCCGCUGAGUCCUUCUUCCACACGGUGCUGGGGAACAGCCACAUGUGCGACACCCUGGUGGACAACAACCUGCGCGUCACCAACUGGAACCGCAAGCUGGGCUGCAAAUGUCAGUACAAACACAUCGUGGACUGGUGCGGCUGCUCGCCCAACGACUUCAAGCCUCAAGACCUCAUCAGGAUCCAGCAACUGACCCGUCCGACGUUCUUCGCCCGCAAGUUUGAGUCCUCUGUGAACCAGGAGGUCAUCGACAUCCUGGACACGCACCUGUACGGCCAGUACGCUCCGGGCACCACGGCGCUGAAGGCGUACUGGGAGAGUCUGUUUGAGACGGAGGACGGCCUGGCCGCGCUCAGCGACGCAGCGCUCACCGCGCACACGGCUUUCUUUCGUCUCGGCCUGAGGAACCUGCUGACCCCUCAGAGCACCGUGGACGUCUGCAGGUUUGAACCAGUCGGCUACCCUCUGUCAGUACACGUGUACUUCUAUGACGACCGUUUCCAAGGAUACCUGAUUCGUCAGGAGGUCCAGGCCGCGGGGUCAAAGGUCAGAGAGACGCUGGAGAUGUGGGCGGUGCCUCAAGCAACGCUCGUCCUGCAGUCAAACCUGAAGGAGUUUGAAAGGCUCAAGAAUCUGGAGAUCGGCACAGAGUGGGAUCCUAAAGAGAGAAUCUUCCGUAACUUUGGCGGCCUCAUCGGGCCUCUGAGCGAGCCGCUGGCGGUGCAGAAGUGGGCGCGGGGUCCCAACCUCACGGCCACCAUCGUGUGGAUCGACCCGGCUCAGGUGGUGGCAGCGUCCUAUGACAUCACGGUGGAUGUGGAUGCAGAAUACACGCAGUACAAGCCCCCGCUGCAGCGCCCCCUGCGGCCCGGUACCUGGUCUGUGCGCGUGUUGAAGCAGUGGGAGCUCGUGGCCGAGGUCAGCUUCCUCGUCAUGCCGCUGACCUUCAAAGACAAGGAGCCGCUGCGCAAAGAAGAGGACAGCUGGCUCCACGCAGGCCCCCCAGGCGACCUGUACCUGGAGCAGAGCUUCCAGCAGCUGAGCUCCGUGCUGAAGCUGCCCCCCCGAGAGGCGGCGGCCCAGGAGGCGCAGCGCAGAGCCCAGCUGGUGGGGCGGCCCCUCCAAGCCUGGGUGGACAGCAGCAUCAAAAACUUCUGGGUCACGGGCGGUCUCUGCGCCCCACAGACUUCCUCCUGCCCCGCGGUGGGACUCUGCUCCAAAACCUCCUGGAGCUCCAUGUCUCCGGACCCCAAGUCUGAACUGUGCCCGGUGAAAAGUGACGGGAGGAUCAGGUAGCGCCCGCAGAGGAGAGACUGUGGACUGAAACUCAAACACAGGCACAUACACAGACGACUCCCUGCACUGAGGACCCUCUCAGUGACGGGCUGAUAGGAAAGUGACUGCGGGAAAUUUGCACAUUUCACAGGACUCGUGUGGUUGUUGGUUGAAUGGUUAUGUUUUAAUGGCACACAGUUUGUCAGUCGGGGUCGGAAAGAAAUCCUCUGCGCAUGUUUAAUAGGGAACUCAACAACCUCUUCGUUUCAAAGGGGAAUGAAACCUUUUAUGCUUAUUUAUUUUAAAGCAUUCAUGUGUGAGGCAGAUGAAGUGCACUUUACUGUAAGACUGUAAUGUUACACAGAGGUCGCUUGGUUACAGCACGAGGAGUCCGAUAAGAUCCGAUCACUUUUAUUUAACAGGAGACCCCUGUAGAUACCCGAGACCCCCCCCCCCCCCCACCUGCACAGACACAUCACGAAAUGACCUGAAUAAGUCAACGAUAAGGAAAGAGCUAGUAGUGGGAUUUUAUUAAUGUGACAUAUCAUUUUUUAACAUGUUAUUUUUUGUAUGUAUGUUAGUUUAUUUCAUCUGGCAGUAAAGUGUUGAGUUGUCUUUGAUGCCCGUUGUUGCAAGAAAAAGCCACUCUAUUUUUUUUUACAUCUGCAUCAUCAAGGCCGCAGAGAGCCAGGUACAAAACAUGAGCGACAGAUCUACGAGAAACUCCAGCUAUUGGGUCUUAAGAUGUUGUGUUAAAUGUGGUAUUUUAAGUUUAUUAUUGUGUCAUUUUUGGCUCCAGAUUUCUUUUAAACUCAAUCCAACUUAGCAAGGGGACGAACAAUGUAUUCAAGUUAUAAUUAAUAGUGUUGAUGCCCAGAGUUUUAUGAGGAGAUUGGGUCAAAUGUUCUUAAAUAAUAGUCGGCCACCAUAUGAGUUUUCAAGUGACCUUGUUUACCUUGCACAGUACCGUUGCUUCAGUGAAGCCUCAGAUGUAUGGACAUAAAGAGAGCACAUGUUAUUUUUCUAUACUGUUUUGAGUGUGUGUUGUCCGUUCAUCUCCAGUGCUCUGUUAAACUAUUAAAAACUGCUGUCUAAUAAUGUUGUACUGACAGUCCCAGAUC